UAUCACUUACACCGACAUAAGAGAAUGUCAGUAACAUAUAUAUCACAUACCAGCUGACUAGCCGACUGGAUAUCAUUUGCCACGUAUCACCUGAGUAGAGCCGAACUAACUAUAUUGCUGAUCAGCGUGGGACAUGAUGAAGAAGGCUGCCAUUAUGUGUUUCCGCCACGCUGUUGAUUGACAGGAGGAUGUGUCAGCUUGUGCACACAGUACUCCACUAGGAGCAACGCAUUGAAAUAUAUUCAGUUAACGCCGUUUAAAACGCAACGAUCUGAGCACCAACAUCACCAAGAUUACUUGAUUUACCACAUAAUAUAUUGCAUGGGGAUUACAUAACAUGGUCGUGACGAUCGUACCUACUUCUACAGUGCCUACGAGUGUGUCUACAAGUGUGCCUUUAAGUGCUUUCCAGGAAUUACGUGUCGUUUCCUAACACUGUGUCAUCUGCAAUGGAUUUCACGAGUUACUGAAUCAAUUUCUUAAAGUGACGUCAUUGGAUAACGGUUAACAUUCAUCGCCUGGAUACAUUCAAUUCAUGAUUUUUUAAUUGGUUUCAUCUUAACUUAUCAAAAUUGAUACUAUCUUCGAUUCAACGUUGGAAAUAGAGGAGAACCGACGCGACCAUCCUUGUUCCAGAAUGGCGCGUAUAAGCAAGGAUACUGUUCUCCGGAUUGUGGGCCUCGUGGUCGGGUGUAUCGGGAUGGGUGUGGCGGGGUCGGUGUUCGCCUUCAACGCCUACGCCAAUGCCAUCAAGAAGUCCUUCAACUACACCCAGUCAGAGGUGGAGCUUCUCGCCUCAAUGGGAAAUAUCGGAACAUCCCUUGGUUUCCCGGCCGGCAUCAUGUUCGAGAGAUUUGGAUCACGGCGGACGGCGUUCGCGGCUCUCAUCAUCUCCGCGUUAGGCGGCUUCCUGCUGUACAGCACGACACUGCAGAAGACGUUCUAUGCAGGGAAGGCAUAUCUGCAGUACAUCUACUUUUUGCUGUUCGGUCUUGGGGCCAUCUUCACCUACAUGGUAUCAAUGAUGGCCAAUGUAAGCAACUUCCAUGCCAAACAUCGAGGCAAAGUCAUCGGUGUUCUGGACGCCUCCUUCAGCGGCGGACCUGCCCUCGUGGCGCUCAUCUAUGGCACGCUCUUCGUCAACGGCCACGACCACAACGACGAGGAUAAACAAAACCUGUCAGGGUUUUACCUCCUUAACUCAUUUCUGUUUGUUGCUGCUAACAUUUUGGGCAUCUUCUUCCUCGUCAUCCGCGUCCUUCCAGAAGAUGAGGAGAACAAGUCUCUGGUAUCCAGUGAGGAGAUUCCUGAUGAACUAAAGCCCAAGAAAAUCAACCCCGAACUACCCCAAGACAUAACAGGAAGGAAACUCCUGUUUAACUUUGAUUUUCAUUUCCUGACCUGGUCCUUCUGGAUGUGCGCGUGUCUUCAGUUGAUGUUUCAAACCAACAUUACGACAUACCUAAAAUCCUUCCAUUUGGAACGGUACAGCACAUUAUUAACAACUCUCAACUUUGUCGCUGGUACCGUAGCCAAAAUCGCCUUCGGGUUCGGAUCGGAUUUAAUUGUGCAUAAAGUUCCACGGGCAGUGGUCAUCUUGACAGCGACCGCUGUCCAGACAGCGGUUCUGACCGUCACCAUAUUCCAUGCCGGCAGUUUUCCUAUUCUAUUCAUAGCGGUUCUUGGAGUUGGGAUCCCGAACGGCGCGACCUGGUGCCUCACGCCUACCAUGACUAGUGAAUUCUUUGGCAUUAAGUAUUUUGCUAGGAACUGGGGUGCAAUGAUGAUUGGCAAUGCGGCAGUGGGCUUGCUGCUUCAGAAGGUGUUUGGCGUCAUCUAUGAUAACGCCAUACCAGUAAAAGGAGAAACGAAUUGCUAUGGACAGAGCUGCUUCCGGUGGAGUUUUGUCAUGGCAGCAGUUCUAAGUUUGUGUUCUGUGAUUUUUUAUGCAGGUUUGCUUGAGAGAAGGUGGAGGUAUCGUAAAUUUAUUCGUGAAAUGGAACAAAAACAAAUUAAUUCCAAUGAAUCUAAACGUGAAAUAUCGUAAGAAUGGCGACGGUAAUGCCUUGUGGCCAAAGCUUUGUCUUUAUUGUGGGAAUCAAAUGGCAAUUGAGACGGUGUUAUUACCAGUGACAUUGUUGCUUUCAUCAUUGCUGAAAAUAUUGCAGACAUGACACUUUUUUAAAACAACUGAUUGUAUUGCUUGAAAAUAUCAUAACAUUGAUCCACCAUAAGGUUAGUUCGAAAUUGAUAGUCACAUUACUAUAUAACGAAUUUCAUGGGGCCAAUUGUUUUUUAAUAUCGUUUUCGUCCAAAAGCGGCUUGACCAAGAGAUAUCGCUGCUAUGAAAUGGCAAAAUCAUUUGAAGUUCGUUGUGACGCUAUCUGUUACCAUGACGUCACAAUCAAAUGACAUCACUAAUCCCUCCGCAUCGAACCAGGUUAGCUCUGCAUUUUACACUCUGGGUCUAGAUUUUCAAAACCAUCUUAGUUACGAUUAAUCUUUUCAACUUACAUUCUUAAGUUUAAGAUGAGAUACAUUUUCGGAACUUUCUUAUAUAUGUUAGUUACGAUACCUGUCGUAACUCUGACAGAGAACUCUUUUGUGUUAGAGAGUGAAAAAGUGGGGUGUUUCCCGGCGACGUCACUUGGAUUUCCCAGCUACUGACAAUAACAAUAAAAUGGAGAAGUGACACGGAAUUCAUGAUCACAUUAUCAGGUAACCUUGUUUAACAUACAACUAUUUGACAGACAUUCCGUACAAUCCUACAUAUGUCCUACUUGUAGACGUUUUGUUCGUAUGAUAAAACAUGCCAUGACUACCCGAACACAAAUAGCAUUCGUGUGCCAUGCAAGGACAUUUUUCAAACCAAAUAGUUGUUACAAUCAAUAAGUGUAGUGUAACCACACUAUUGCUAUUAGAAUUGAAAUAAUAUACUUCGCUAUAUAUAUCCGUCAUAUGGUCAUCUAGCGAGCGCGCAGAACGUUAUAUAAACACAUCGCGUACGAAGUCAAGGACGAAAGUAAGGGACGUUAUUCUAAAUGACAAUGGCGAUACCUUUGAUCGAACAGCAGGCGUUCAGCCUUUAAGAUGAGUGUUCAAGUCUGAUGUUACGUGAUGUAUGCUGAGUCAGUUUGACAAUACUGCUUUGUAUGCGUUUAUGUCAAAAGUCAAGUUUAUAGUGAAAACACUACAAUUAUACCGGGAAACACAGGGCUUGUAACUUGUAACAGGGGCCAAAAAUAGCAGCUACGCGCGAUAUAUGAUCUGAUUGGCUAUAAAUAUUGUUUUUUUCUGCUAAAUGAAUGGCGCGACUUUUGUCAGUGCGGGUAUGUCAAGGCCAACGGCUUGAAAUGAGUGUAUAGUUUUAUAGGGGUAUUUACAUUGUGGAAUUUGUCCUUGAAUAAACUUAGUGAGUUGUCCUCGUUCCAUCCCUUUCCUUUUAUAUAGUAUACUGACACUGAGUGUGACCAUAUAUCUUGUAGCUGCUAUUUGUUGCGUUACAAGCCCCUCUGCCUGGAACACUCAAAACAAGGGCACCCACGAGCGAGUUAUAAUGACAAUGUAAACUUUGUUAAGUUUGUUUUGUUAUUUAUAUAUCCAAUAUAUUUCACGAAUAAACAAAGGACUCAAAUACAA
This is a messenger RNA of Haliotis rufescens (red abalone), 3639 nucleotides long. RefSeq names its product probable transporter MCH1. The coding region runs from base 638 to 2047 and encodes 469 amino acids. The record is from RefSeq and is a predicted model, not a curated record. Gene Ontology annotation, biological process: transmembrane transport. The transcript has 3 exons. Gene Ontology annotation, cellular component: membrane. Lineage: Eukaryota; Metazoa; Mollusca; Gastropoda; Lepetellida; Haliotidae. Gene Ontology annotation, molecular function: transmembrane transporter activity.